CGGACGGGACGCUUCUUCAACAACAUGGCUACUGAUUCAACCACCUCGGCAGCCUGCAUAAAAGCGAUACAUUAAAUCGUUUCAGUUAGUUUCAGUUAGUUUAAAACACAUUUAUGUCGUAUCUAGUUACCCUUAAUUUCUAUAUUUAUGUUUUUGUUAGCCAUCUAGAUGGGUGGUUAAAUUAGCAGUAGCCUAGAAGCUAAUGAAUGAUAGCUAGCUAACGUUACCUCGCUAACAUCCUCGACCAUGAGCUCACCAAGCUACUCCCCACCUGCUAAAGAAGAGGAGAGCUGCUGGACGGAGAAAGAAGCCCCGGUGAAAGAGGAAGAGGAGGCUGUCACCGUUAAACAAGAAGUAGAGGGUGAAGCUGUUACAGUGAAACAAGACGUAGAGGGUGAAGCUGUUACAGUUAAACAAGACGUAGAGGGUGAAGCUGUUACAGUUAAACAAGACGUAGAGGGUGAAGCUGUUGCAGUGAAAGAGGAAGAAGAGGGUGAAGCUGUUACAGUUAAACUAGAGGAAGAAGCUUUCAUAGUAAAAGAGGAGGUGGAUGUUACUGUGGAGGAAGAGAAACAAGACGGUGCCGCUUUGGGAGUGAAAGAGGAGGAAUUGACUGUCACGGUGAAAGAAGAAGAUAUUUUCAGAGUAAAAGAGGAGGAUGCCGUCUUUGGAGUGAAGGAGGAGGGGGAGGAGGAGGAAAAAGAAGAGAUCGGAGAUGUAAUUAACACCACAGGAGCAAGACCAGACACUCACUCUGACAGCAGGAAGAGUCCUUCAGUGGAACCAGACCCAGAGACGUCCAAACCAGCGAGACGACACCACUGCUCCCAGUGUGGAAAAAGUUUUACUAAGUUACGGAAUCUAAAAGAGCAUGAGAGGACACACACAGGAGAAAAGCCGUUCCAAUGUUCCCAGUGUGGAAAGAGUUUUACCGUGUUAACUAACCUGAAAAGGCAUGAGAGAAUACACACUGGAGAAAAGCCUUACCAAUGUUCCCAAUGUGAAAAGAGUUUUACCGUGUUAGUUAACCUGAAAAGGCAUGAGAGAAUACACACAGGAGAAAAGCCUUACCAAUGUUCUCAGUGUGGCAAGAGUUUUACCCAGUUAAGGUCCCUGAAAAGGCAUGAGAGAGUACACUCUGGAGAGAAGCCUUAUCACUGUUCCCAUUGUGAAAUGAGUUUUAGGUCGUCUGCAAACAUGAAGGAGCAUGAGAGGACACACACAGGAGAAAAGCCUUUCCAAUGCUCACAUUGUGGAAAGAGUUUUACCCAUCUAGUGAGCCUGAAAAGACAUGAGAGAAUGCACACGGGAGAAAUGCCCUACCAAUGCUCCCAUUGUGGAAAGAGUUUUUCCCAAUCAGCAAAACUGAAAAGACAUAAGAGAAUGCACACAGGAGAGAAGCCUUUCAAAUGCUCCCAUUGUGGAAAGAGUUUCAGCCAAUCAGGGGGCCUGAAAAAACACGAGAUAAAGAAGAAGCUAUGUUCUUUAUGUUCUUGAGUGAGAAUGUGUUUUUGUUAAU
Molecule: messenger RNA, 1519 nt
Organism: Salvelinus namaycush (lake trout)
Lineage: Eukaryota; Metazoa; Chordata; Actinopteri; Salmoniformes; Salmonidae
Product: zinc finger protein 189-like
Exons: 2
Coding region: 247-1497 (416 amino acids)
Biological process (GO): regulation of transcription by RNA polymerase II
Molecular function (GO): DNA-binding transcription factor activity; RNA polymerase II cis-regulatory region sequence-specific DNA binding
Source: RefSeq, a predicted model, not a curated record